This is a messenger RNA of Naegleria gruberi, 2106 nucleotides long. RefSeq lists its product as uncharacterized. The record is from RefSeq and is a predicted model, not a curated record. Gene Ontology annotation, molecular function: phosphatidylinositol binding. NCBI's taxonomy places the organism in Eukaryota, Heterolobosea, Eutetramitea, Acrasida, Naegleriidae. Bases 1 to 2106 code for a protein of 701 amino acids. Gene Ontology annotation, cellular component: endosome. The transcript is spliced from 4 exons.
AUGUUUCACUACAUUAGCAAACAUUCACAAGAUGAAAAAAACCACUACGUUGAAAUGGAGGAAGAACACGAAGACCUAGCCUUCCAAGAUAUCGGAAUUAUUCCACACAAAUUCAUCACCAUCACUAUUACAGAUAAUAAAAUUGAUGAGAGUGAUGGUUUUUUAUCUAAAAAAACACUCUACGAUAUUACAACUCGAAUUCGUGAGACAAUUAUUAAUUUUAAAGUAUCGCGGAGAUUUAAGGAAUUUAAAGAAUUGUAUGAUUUGUGUGUCAAGUUGCCGAAUGUUGUGUUAUCGGAAAUGCCUGAAAAGAAUGCAUUUAAUCGAUUUGAUGAUAAAGUAAUUGAGGAAAGAAAGAAUCAAUUUCAAAUAUUGUUAUGUGAAAUGUUGGAACAUGGACAAAUUUAUGCAAAUUCAUAUUUCAGAGAUUUUCUUGGAAUUCCAACAGAUUUUUCCUUAUUGAGAGUGUUAGCUUCUCAUCGACAUAUUUUAAAUUCAGUACUACAUUCGAAUAGCAAUCAAAAUGGUGGAAAUCAAUCUAAACAUUUUCUUGAAUAUGAAUUACCAAUUAUUGAAUGGACACAUGAAGAUUUAAUGAUUUGGAUGUGUUCACGUGAUAUGCAUGGUUUAAUUGAUGUUUUUGAAAAUCAUCCUGAAUGGAAUGGUGAAAAGAUUUGGAAUUAUGCAGUGACUGGUGAUAAGGAUAAAUUAGUUGGAAUUACACCUGGAAGAGUAUUGAAUUUAUUUAAUCAUCUUCGUCAAGUUCACACAUUUCAAAGAGCGAUUGCUGAACAAAAGAGUUUGGAGAAGAGUAGCACUAGCUCUCUAAAUAUUUUAUCUGAAUCAAAUGAGGGAAGUUUAAUUUAUGACAAGAGAGAAAUUGAAGAACCAAAAACAUUUGGAGGUGAAUCAUUUGAUAUUUCAUUUGAUUUUUCAAAUAAUUUAAAGUUAUCGAGUACCGAAACACCAUCAUCAUUGGGAAGAAGUGAUUCUUUUGCUUCAAAUGUUGAAAGAUGUGAAUAUUUACCACCUAUUGAGAGAGAACAUUUGACAGAAAUGGAAUUGAAGAGAAUUAGAAUGUGUAUUGAUAAAUUGAGAAAGAUUGAUCCAUAUUUAAGUGAGAGAGCUUACAUUAUUCUUUCCCAAAAUUUAGUAAUCGAUGAAAGAUUGUUAUUUUUAAAGAUCAAUCCAUAUCUUGCUGAUCCAUUACUUGUAGAUCCCUCUUCAACAAUUCAACAACCUCUGAAAAGAAAGAUUACUGCACCAUUUGUCAAGUUAAAAUUAGUCAUUACAGAGCUGAGUGAUACAACAGUUCACAGAUUACAACGUAGUUUAGCUCAUAAAUUUGGUAAAGUCAACCAAGAAUAUGGUUAUUUCCAUGCAGCUUUAGUAUUUGGAGCAUUUUAUUUAGAAUGGACAGAUAAUUCAAUUGUUACCAUUCGAUCCAGAAGUUCAAGUAAGGCAGUAUUAGCUUAUGAUAUUCAUACAUUUAGAGGACAAGAAUCUAUUAAUAAUGCUAUUACUUCAUUAGGAGAUAUUAUUUGUAAAUGGAAUGGUGAAAUGACUUACUCAACUGAUAAGUGUAAUUGUCAACAUUUUGUAACACAAGUAUUACAAACAUUAGGAGUAGAAAAUAGAUUAUCUGGAUCACUUAAAUUAUAUUUCCAAAGAUUGAAGAAUGAUGGAUAUUGUAAAAUGGAAUUUCAACUUUCAGAAUCGCUCAAAAAGAUUUUCCCUUCACAAAAAAGUGUUCAAUUUAAAACUCACAAGGAAUUGGAUGAAUUUUACAUGAAAGUUCAAGAGAAAUUACCAAAAUAUUUCCUCAGUGCUGAAGGAAUGUCCGAUGAAUUAUUGUUAAAAGCAUUUGAUAGAGCAUUUUGGUUAAGAUUGGCAAGUAGUCAAAGAAAGGAAGAAUAUUUACCACUAAAGAAUGAAAGAGGUGAAAAUUCAUGUCCAUUUAAUCCUCUUGAAAAAUCAUUUUCUGAAAUUAUUGAUAAUUCCAUAAUUGGAGGCGAUUACAAUUUUGGAAAUUAUGUACCAACUAGACCAAAACAAAGAAAUGAAACUCAAGAAACAGAAGAAUAUUAUCCAGCCAUUGAUUUGUAA